Rhodotorula toruloides NP11 is the source of this 1179-nucleotide messenger RNA. Its product is annotated as nicotinamide N-methyltransferase, putative. NCBI's taxonomy places the organism in Eukaryota, Fungi, Basidiomycota, Microbotryomycetes, Sporidiobolales, Sporidiobolaceae. The record is from RefSeq and is a predicted model, not a curated record. Bases 1 to 1179 code for a protein of 392 amino acids. The transcript has 4 exons.
AUGACUCGAACACGCCCUUCUGUGAACUUGCCAGCUGGCUCGGUGCUCGUCGAGGACGUAGACGAAGAAAUCUUUGCGCUCGUGACGAGAAAGUUGCAGCUCUCCUAUGCGCCAGGGACUACAGCGCAAGACGAAGAGCGGCCGUCUGAAGGAGGACUGGGGUUCCAUUCCUCCAAGGACGAGGUCCUCCCUCUCUCUCUCACCGUCCGCAACCCCUGGGCGGACGCGAAUGGGUCUGAUGCGGUCAAGAGCAGGGUGAAGAAGGCUGCGAAAGGUUUGGCCGGACGAAAGGGCGACAUGGCGAGGCAGGAAGUGACUGUCGAGGUAGAGGUGCAUCAAUCUUUGGGCGACUUGCGCAACAGGAAGGGCGAUACAGGGUCGGUUCUCUGGCGCAUCAGUCUGCACCUUGCCCGCUAUCUCCUCCAGCAACACCACUUCCCUCACCCCUCUCAUCCUCCGCUCCUCCCCUCGUUCUCCUCCUCGACCAUCCUCGAACUCGGUUCCGGAACUGGGUUCCUCGGAAUCGCACUGCGUGACAUCUACUCGCAAUCGACGCCGAAAGGCCGAUGGAUCUUCUCGGACCAGCUGGCGAACCUCCCGCUCGUCGUGCGCAACUUGCGCGCAAAAGGGCUGAUGGAUCCGCCUACUUCGCCUCCUUCUCGCGCGACACCUCUUCCUUCUCAGCGACACUCGACGCGCCCUACGUCUGCUUCGCAUGCACCUCGCAAGCCGAAGACGGAGCAAGCGCCUGUUGAGGUGCUGGAGCUAGACUGGCUCGUCGAAGCAGCCGCAUGGGACCGACACCCUCACUCUCUAUACUCGGCUACCUCCCCUGCAGCCUCUCACGCCGCCCACCCACCGCUCCCCUCCCCUCCCUCCCUGAUCCUCGCCUCAGAUUGCAUCUACAACCCCUCCCUCUCCGCACCCCUAGCCAAGACCAUCCUGCGCCACGCCGGUCCCGACACUAUCGUACUCGUAGCCAGCGAAAUACGGGACGAAGAACCGCUGGAGGAGUUUCUGAGGGCUUGGAAGGAGGAGGGGGGAGAGAGGUGGAGGGUUUGGAGGGUGGGUUGGGAGGAGGACGGGAGGGAGGGGGGCGAGUUGCGAGGGGGACGGUAUGUGGUUUGGGUUGGGUGGCGGGAGCGAGCGGCGGAGGGAGGGCCUGAGGAGGAGACGUAG